Messenger RNA from Megalops cyprinoides (Indo-Pacific tarpon), 1248 nucleotides. RefSeq names its product glucosaminyl (N-acetyl) transferase 3, mucin type (gene gcnt3). Gene Ontology annotation, cellular component: membrane. Gene Ontology annotation, molecular function: acetylglucosaminyltransferase activity. The transcript is spliced from 3 exons. Lineage: Eukaryota; Metazoa; Chordata; Actinopteri; Elopiformes; Megalopidae. The record is from RefSeq and is a predicted model, not a curated record. The coding region runs from base 1 to 1227 and encodes 408 amino acids.
AUGUGGAACCUGCUCAAAAAAAGGGAUAACCAGGAAUCCAGACCAGUCCAUCUGCUGACAGAGGACAGAGAUGUUUUACUUGCCUGCUCUGCCAUUAUCCAAGGAAACGUGAAGGCUGCCGAGCAGGCAUCUCUGAGCAGACUUCUGGCAUCAAAAAGGAAGGAGAAACUUCUGUCAGAGGCUUACUUUCUGAAUGCCACAAGGGACUGUGAUGAUUAUGUCAAAGAAAAAAGAUUCAUCACCUCAGUGCUCAGUGAGGAGGAGAGAGAGUUCCCCAUCGCAUACUCCAUGGUGAUCCAUGAGAAAAUUGAGAUGUUCGAGAGACUCCUUCGGGCUAUAUACACGCCACAGAAUGUGUACUGUGUACACAUAGAUCGUAAAUCCGCAAGAGAUUUUUCACACGCUGUGAGAGCCAUUAUCUCUUGCCUGCCAAAUGUGUUUGUGGCCAGCAAAUUGGAAAGGGUGAUAUAUGCAUCUUGGUCACGAGUCCAAGCCGAUCUGAACUGCAUGGAGGAUUUGCUAAAGUCACCGGUCCAGUGGAAAUACCUGCUUAACACUUGUGGGACAGACUUCCCCAUAAAAACCAAUGCAGAGAUUGUGAAAAAUCUCAAACUGCUCAAUGGUAAGAACAAUAUGGAGUCUGAGGAGACGUCCGCGUAUAAACAAGGCCGCUGGCAAUACCAUUACAAUGUCACAAACACCAUAAUCAAAACUGAAGUCAAGAAAAGCCCUCCUCCCAUCGGUACCCCCAUGUUCUCCGGAAAUGCUUACUUUGUGGUCACUCGAGAAUUCGUGGAACAUGUGUUCAAAAGCCAGGAGGUGCAGUCUUUCCUGGAGUGGGAAAAGGACACAUACAGCCCUGACGAACAUCUUUGGGCCACCCUGCAACGGAUGCCCUCAGUGCCGGGAUCUGAUCCUCCCAACAGCAAAUACCAAAAAUCUGACAUGGGCUCCAUAGCUCGUCUGGUGAAGUGGAGCUAUCUUGAAGGGGAUGUGAGGAAAGGGGCUCCAUACCCACCAUGCAGUGGCACUCACAGAAGAGCUGUGUGCGUUUAUGGGAUUGGAGACCUCCGGUGGAUGCUGCAGCAGCAUCAUCUUUUUGCUAACAAGUUUGACCCUCAAGAGGAUGACAUUGUUAUCAGAUGUCUUGAAGAAUACCUCCUAUACAAAGCAGUGUAUGGCAAACCUUUAAGUAUGAUGGUACCUGAGGAUUUUUCACAAAGAUGACUUUGCCGAUCAUUUCUACCA